AUGGCGUCCAUAUCGACCCCGCCGGAAGGCAAAUGGGAGUGGCUCGUCGUCGUCCCCGACAAGGCCGGUGUGCACGAGAAGAGGCUAUCUGUUCGCGCGCAACAUCUAGCAGGCACAAAGCCGCUUGAAGAGUCAGGGUUCAUCAAGACUGGAGGUGCCAUCUUCAACGAGAAGCCCGAGAGCCAAGAUGCUACCAAGUUCAGCUUCUACGGCAGCACACUAGUGUGCGUCGCCUCAUCAAAGGAGGAGAUCCUCGAGAGACUGAACAAAGAUAUAUAUGCAACAAGUGGUGUAUGGGAUAUGGAUAAGAUACAGAUCUGGCCUGCUAAGUUUGCAUUCCGCAACCCUUAG
Messenger RNA from Xylaria bambusicola, 351 nucleotides. RefSeq lists its product as uncharacterized. Bases 1 to 351 code for a protein of 116 amino acids. NCBI's taxonomy places the organism in Eukaryota, Fungi, Ascomycota, Sordariomycetes, Xylariales, Xylariaceae. The transcript has 6 exons. The record is from RefSeq and is a predicted model, not a curated record.